Varanus komodoensis (Komodo dragon) is the source of this 1974-nucleotide messenger RNA. Its product is annotated as vomeronasal type-2 receptor 26-like. Gene Ontology annotation, biological process: G protein-coupled receptor signaling pathway. Bases 1 to 1974 code for a protein of 657 amino acids. NCBI's taxonomy places the organism in Eukaryota, Metazoa, Chordata, Lepidosauria, Squamata, Varanidae. The transcript is spliced from 4 exons. Gene Ontology annotation, molecular function: G protein-coupled receptor activity. Gene Ontology annotation, cellular component: membrane. The record is from RefSeq and is a predicted model, not a curated record.
AUGGAUGAUGAGAAUGGAGAAAAGUUUGUGCAAAAUGUGUUUCCAGAGUUUUCCCAGAAUCAUGUGUGUGUUGCCUUCAUAGAAAAAAUUCCCACAUUCAAAUUAAUCACUGAAUUUUCUGAUAUAUCCCAACGUGGGGCAAAGAUGUAUAAUCAGAUCAUGGACAGCAAAGCUAAUGCACUGGUGGUUUAUGGAGAUUCUUACUCCCUGGUCCUUUUGAGAUGGUUGCCAUAUGUUUCAAGUAUAGAAAAAGUGACAGCUAAACUAAGAGGUGUAGUAUGGAUAAUGACUGCCCAGAUGGAGCUCACUUCAUUAGCCUAUCAAUGGAAGUGGGAUGCAAGCAUAUUUGAUGGUGCUCUGUCCAUAACAAUUCAUUCCAGUGAUCUACCCAGGUUCAAAGCAUUUCCUCAGAGAAGAAGGCCUUCUGGUGUGGAAGCAGAUGGAUAUAUCAGGGGUUUCUGGCAACAUGCAUUUAACUGUGUAUUCCCAGAUCAGGUUCCAGAAACAGAGGAGAAGACUCUUUGUACAGGAGAUGAGAAGCUGGAGAGCCUUCCAGGGUCCCUCUUUGAAAUGAGCAUGACUGGGCACAGCUACAGUAUUUACAAUGCUGUCUAUGCUGUGGCCCAUGCUUUGCAUGCCAUGUCCUCAUCACAUCUCAAACACAGAGCAAUGGCAAGUAAAGGAGGUCUGAAGCUUCAGAAUCCAGUUUCCUGGCAGCUCCAUCACUUUCUGAGAAGUAUCUCUUUUAAUAACAGCGCUGGAGACAAAGUUUCGCUUGACCAGAGUGGGUGGCUAGUAGCUGGAUUUGAUGUGAUUAAUUGGGUUGUUUCCUCCAACCAAUCUUUUCACCGUGUGAAAGUUGGAAGGGUAGAUCUCCAGGGUACUUCAGACAAGGCAUUAAUGAUCAAAAAAGAGGCUAUAAAAUGGCACCACUGGUUUAAUCAGGUCCAGCCUGUUUCUGUUUGUACUCCGUGUUGCCAUCCUGGUACAAGCAAGCAAGUGAAGGAAGGAGAGCCAUUCUGUUGUUACAAUUGCAUUUCAUGUCCAGAAGGGAAGAUUUCUGACCAAGAGGACAUGAAUGAUUGUCAUAAAUGUGAAGACAAAAGCUAUCCAAAUAAGGACCAAAAUUAUUGCAUUCCGAAGACAAUUACCUUCUUGUCUUACAAAGAACCUUUGGGUCUCAGUUUAGCCUUCUUUGGUCUUUUCUCUUCUUUGACCACAGCUCUGGUCUUAGGGAUAUUUGUGAAGCACCAUGACACUCCCAUAGUCAUUGCUAUCAACCGGAACCUCACCUAUGUUCUCCUCAUCUCCCUCCUGCUCUGCUUCCUUUGUGUGUUCCUAUUCAUUGGCCAGCCAAAGAAGGUGACAUGUCUCCUCCGGCAGACCACUUUUGGCAUCAUCUUCUCAGUGGCGGUCUCUUGUGUACUGGCAAAAACCAUGACAGUGGUUCUGGCUUUCAUGGCCACCAAGCCGGGGUCCAGGAUGCGGAAGUGGAUGGGGAAAGGACUGGCCAGCUCCAUUGUUUUUUCCUGCUCUCUUACUCAAACAGGCAUCUGUACUGUGUGGCUGGGAACACAUCCUUCCUACCCAGAUGUCAAUGUUCACUCAGUAGUUGAGGAAAUGGUACUGGAAUGUAAUGAGGGCUCUGUGACUAUGUUCUACUGUGUGCUGGGCUACCUGGGCUUCCUGGCAACUGCUAGCUUUAUGGUGGCUUUCUUUGCCCGGAAGCUCCCAGACAGCUUCAAUGAAGCCAAGUUCAUCACCUUCAGCAUGUUAGUCUUUUGCAGUGUUUGGUUAUCCUUUGUUCCAACCUACCUGAGCACCAAAGGAAAACACAUGGUAGCUAUGGAGAUCUUCUCUAUCUUGGCCUCCAGUGCUGGAUUGCUGGGUUGCAUCUUUUCCCCUAAAUGUUACAUUAUUUUAAUAAGACCUGAGCUCAACAGCAGGGAUCAGCUUAUCAGAAGAAAAGAUUGA